CAACUGACAAGGUGAGUGAAGUCAGUACGUUCAUUCUUUCUUAUAGAUGCCUGUGGAAUUCUUCACAUCUACGUGUGUGAUGUGAAUUUAACAUUUGACCUAAACAGAAGAAGAAACAGUCAGGAUGAUGUGCAGUCUCUUGUUCAUGUCUCUGAUCAUUGUGUCAAACACACAGAACCUGAUAAGAGUUGGGAAAACGUCUCAGUCUUCAACCUGGAAAGAUGGUUCUGGUACUUACUCUUCUGAAAGAGCCGUUGAUGGGAUCUGGACACAAUGUGCUGAUACAAAUGCGAAGAACAACAACUGGUGGAGCGCUGACCUGCUGCGCCUGUAUGAGAUUUAUAAUAUCAUGAUCUACAACAGUGAUCAAAGUAACAUUAAUAUGGAGGGAGCUCAGAUCGUCAUUGGGAACUCAUCUGAGAAGAGGAUCAGCACCAGCAACCUGUGUAAAACCAUCACAAACUUCACAUUGAACCAAAACAACACUUUUCAGUGUGACGGUGGAUCAAUGUGGGGACGCUAUGUUACCAUAUAUUUACAGACACGCAUUCUUAUUCUGUGUGAGGUGCAGAUCUACGGAAUAAGGAAAGAUUUGAUGCUGAUACGUGAGAACAGGACAUGGUUAGAUUCACUGAUCUACUGCAGAGACCACAACAUGGACCUGGCCUAUAUCCAUGACAAUGAGACCCAGGUCUGGGCUGAGUUGGAGCUACAGAACUCCAACAGUCCCUUUGUGUGGCUGGGCCUUCACUACACCUGCACCUUAGGGUUCUGGUUCUGGGUGGGUGAUCAUCCUCUACAGUACAAAAACUGGGAUCCAAAUGAAAAAAGAGCAAAUGAGUGUGACAUGAGUGUUGCCAUAAAUAAAGACAACCAUUACUGGUACAGCAAACCUGACAGUAAAGAGUUUAAUUUCAUGUGUAUCAUAUAAGAGACAUCACUGUCUUGUAUUUUUCCACUGGUGUUGAUGGGGUGACUGUUCGGAUAUAUUGAUUUUGUUUACCUUUAACAUUGUCUUUUUUAUUUAUUUAUUUAUUUUUUGUUCUGUCCAGCAGUUUAACAAGCAGCAUAUCUUACACUGAAUGUCAUAUUGUGAUUGUUAUGGGAAAAAUGGUCUCUUCCUUAUUUCUAUGUCUCUUCCUUAUUUCUAUGUCUCUUCCUUAUUUCUAUGCAGUUAUUAUACGAUUUAUGACUUAUGUUCUGCAAUUAAUAUCUUAUGUUUUGUCUUACUGUAUGCAUUUGACAUUUCACCUAGAUUGUUCAAUGGUUGUCUCUGCCUGAUAGACUCUCAACUCUAGCUCCCAAACCCAAGGUUGGGGAGUUGUGUCUCUGUCUGUUGAGACUUGGUGCUCCUUUCUCACAGAUAGUUGGCCGUCAGCGAUGCAGGUGUGAGAAUGUAAAUAUCUUCACACACACUGCGACAGGAAGGAGAUGGUGCAUGUAAUUUGAUUGGGUUAGAAAGACAUUCCACCCUAGUCGGACAGAGAAGCUAAAAGGCAGAAGCAACUUGAGGAUCGUGGGCUCUUUGCAUCACACCUUCGUGGUGUGUGCACUGAUCUCCCGAGCUGGUUUUUGGUUUGUUGAUGUGCACGAUCAACAUCCAUGCUUUUUAUUUGCUUUCCCCAUUAUUUUUAUUUUCUUUAUUAUUUCAAUAAAUCACACAAAAGGACAA
Messenger RNA from Betta splendens (Siamese fighting fish), 1672 nucleotides. Its product is annotated as macrophage mannose receptor 1-like. NCBI's taxonomy places the organism in Eukaryota, Metazoa, Chordata, Actinopteri, Anabantiformes, Osphronemidae. The record is from RefSeq and is a predicted model, not a curated record. Bases 125 to 931 code for a protein of 268 amino acids. The transcript is spliced from 4 exons.